AGCGCACUUGCCGGGUGAGCGAAGGAGGUGCUCGGCAAUGAGGAAGGGGAGCGUCCGCGGAUGAGGAAACCACGGCUCACAGAGACUGGUGACUUGCUGAGGACCACACAGCUAAUAAAUGGCAGAAGCAGCGCUGGAGCUUGCCCACAAGAUGGAACCUGACUACCUGAAAAGGUGCUUUGGAAAUUGCCUGGCCCAGGGACUCGCAGAGGUGGCGAAGGUUCAGCCCAGUGACCCCAUAGAGUACCUGGCCCAUUGGCUUUAUCAUUACAGGGAAACCACUAAAGCAAAAGAAGCGGAUAGACAAGAGAAGAUCCGGCUGAAGGAAGAGUAUGAUAAUAGCCUCAAGGAAACUCAAAGGACAGAAAUGCUGAAGCAGGAAGAAUGUCAGAUUCAACAGGAGUAUGAAAAGUGUCACAAGCCACUGAUGUCUAUAGCUAGUUCCACAAAGACCAUCUUCAUGCAGGAGAACACAAAACCCCUUGAAAAGGAGGCCCUGAAGCAGGAAUCCCUGCCAGCCACUUCCAAUAUGCUUCCAGGAAUGUCUCAACAGAACCUUUCGCCUGAUUCAUCUGGACAGACGGACUGGAGUGUUGACUCACAAGAAAUAAAUUACUAGGCUUUUUAGCAUAGUAAAGAGCUCCGAAAAUGCAUGCUGGCUCCCAAUCUCCUUCUUAGGUUAUCAGAAUCAUUAGCAUCAUGGUUCUAAUGAUGCUUCUUUCAAAGCUGCAAGCCUAGAAAAUGGCCAUCUAGAAGAGCUCUUAACUAAAGAUGAUAACUAUGUGAAUUAAACCAAGAUUUGAGGGGUUGUGGAAGGGGAAGUGUCUGCAGAGACUCUCUACCCCAAGUCCUGUUCUGAUAGCCAUGAAAAAUCCUUAAUCAUGUCAAAAUUUGAACUAGUUAUAGGAUAAAAUAAACUCAUAAUAAGGAUUUAAAAUAAGUAAACAAACUGAUGAUACUUUUUCCUCUUAUUUUAUCAUUUUUUCGUGACUAGACAA
Hipposideros armiger (great roundleaf bat) is the source of this 998-nucleotide messenger RNA. RefSeq names its product DPY30 domain containing 2 (gene DYDC2). The record is from RefSeq and is a predicted model, not a curated record. Gene Ontology annotation, cellular component: Set1C/COMPASS complex. NCBI's taxonomy places the organism in Eukaryota, Metazoa, Chordata, Mammalia, Chiroptera, Hipposideridae.